AUGGACCAAACCUUUCGCAUUCGCGUGGACAAGCACGGGUAUAUCGCCAUCUUAUUGAUUGAUGAUGCCACCACCUCCGGGCAGCUCUCCCUUCCCUCCCCCGACCAGAAGCAGUACUCGUCCACCAACAAUCUCUACUCCCACCUCCAUACCCAUGAAGACUUUGUCGGCAAGGCGGGAAAUAAGGGAGGGCGUGCCUCCCAGAGACAAGUUGACGAUGCCACUAUAUACAAGCGUCCCCGGAUAAUCCGAAAUGCAACCGCCCCCAUCCACCGGCCGCGCCCCUCAUGGAUUGAGGGAUACUGUGUCUACCAUGCUCCAAAGCGGCUUUGGGUGGACAGCGAUUUCGUCAAGAUUGACGACGGCAAAAGAUAUCUCAUGACGGAUGUCACAGAAACCCUCCAAACAGGCAACACCGCGCCACUGAUAAGCAACAAGCUUUCCGCCUGA
Messenger RNA from Aspergillus fijiensis CBS 313.89, 450 nucleotides. RefSeq lists its product as uncharacterized. The record is from RefSeq and is a predicted model, not a curated record. Lineage: Eukaryota; Fungi; Ascomycota; Eurotiomycetes; Eurotiales; Aspergillaceae. The coding region runs from base 1 to 450 and encodes 149 amino acids. The transcript has 6 exons.